Rotaria sp. Silwood1 is the source of this 327-nucleotide messenger RNA. Lineage: Eukaryota; Metazoa; Rotifera; Eurotatoria; Philodinida; Philodinidae. The record is from the annotation of a GenBank genome assembly.
AUGCCAACAAAUACGGUAUUUUCAAAUGACGGAACUCAACCAAAAUUGAGCAUUUCAUUUAUUAAAUCACAAAAAGGAAAAACUUUAUUAGUAGCAAAUGAAUAUACUUUCAAACUAAACAAAACAACAACUACAACUAAAUAUUGGAAGUGUACAUACAAUGGUGGCUCUUCUAAAAUUCAUACAGAUUUGAAUGAUAAAUUACUUAAAACAAUUGCAAUUCAACGUCGUGUCGAUAAUCUUGGUGAACGAUAUUAUGAUGGUGUUAUAAAUGCUAUGGAAUACUUAGAUGGCUUAUCAUUCAUCGUUGCAAAACGAAAAAAUUAA